UUGUCAACUUCCGCGCCUCAUACGAAACAGUCGGGGGCAGGCUAGUAUGGGUCACCUCAAACAAGUCUUUGAAAACACAUCCAGCCCGUGCCGCUGUCGCCCCGCACAAGUACUGCAAUACGCAUAGAAGUUUUACUAGGAGUGGCGAGAAUGCACCGUUUCAUUUGGUUUGCCAUCCGCCAUAAAACAUCUGAAGAAGCGGCAUCGCGGCGGUAAACAUGGCGGAAAACAGGGAGAAAGGUUUACAAGACUACAGAAAAAAAUUAUUGGAACACAAAGAGAUCGAUGGACGUCUUAAAGAAUUACGAGAGCAGUUGAAGGAGCUCACAAAACAGUACGAGAAGUCUGAAAACGAUCUGAAGGCUUUACAAAGUGUGGGGCAGAUUGUGGGUGAGGUGCUGAAGCAACUAACAGAGGAGAAAUUUAUUGUGAAAGCUACCAAUGGCCCCCGCUACGUUGUUGGAUGUCGUAGACAGCUGGAUAAAACCAAGCUAAAACCUGGUACCAGAGUGGCCCUGGACAUGACAACUCUUACUAUAAUGAGGUAUUUGCCACGUGAGGUGGACCCACUUGUGUACAACAUGUCCCAUGAAGAUCCUGGCAGUGUUUCUUACUCCGAGAUUGGUGGAUUGUCUGAGCAGAUCCGUGAGCUGAGAGAGGUCAUUGAGCUACCUCUGACCAAUCCUGAGCUGUUCCAGCGGGUAGGCAUAAUCCCUCCUAAAGGCUGCCUCCUUUAUGGACCUCCAGGCACUGGAAAGACUCUACUUGCCAGAGCUGUGGCCAGCCAACUAGACUGUAAUUUCCUUAAGGUUGUGUCCAGCUCCAUUGUGGAUAAGUACAUUGGAGAAAGUGCUAGACUUAUCAGAGAGAUGUUCAACUAUGCCAGAGACCAUCAGCCUUGCAUUAUAUUCAUGGAUGAGAUUGAUGCAAUUGGUGGCCGUAGGUUUUCUGAAGGAACAUCAGCGGAUAGAGAGAUACAGAGGACACUAAUGGAGUUGCUGAAUCAGAUGGAUGGAUUUGACACUCUGCAUAGAGUCAAGAUGAUCAUGGCCACCAACCGACCAGACACCUUAGAUCCUGCUCUUCUGCGUCCUGGCCGACUGGACAGAAAGAUCCAUAUUGAGUUGCCCAAUGAGCAGGCUCGGCUGGAUAUUCUGAAGAUCCACUCAGGGCCCAUCACAAAGCAUGGUGAUAUAGAUUAUGAAGCCAUUGUCAAACUCUCAGAUGGUUUUAAUGGAGCUGAUUUGAGGAAUGUGUGUACUGAGGCUGGAAUGUUUGCCAUUCGUGCGGAUCGUGAUUUUGUGACUCAAGAGGAUUUCAUGAAGGCUGUUAGGAAGGUGGCAGAUUCUAAGAAGCUUGAGUCCAAGUUGGACUACAAACCAGUAUAAAACCACAUUUUUUGUCAAGUAAAAACGUCAGGGUUUUUGUUCGGUAAUCAAUAUACUGACCAUGGACACAUUUUUUCCAACAUUUACGCACAUUCUGAUGUUAUAUUUCCAUUUUUACCUUUGCUUAACAGUUGUUUAAUUGCAUAGCUCCAAUUUGAUUAAAAUUUUCACCUGUUGGCCAUGUUUGUUAAACAAAAAAUGAUAUGAUAUUAGAAAUCUUUGAGAAGAUUUGUUUAAAACACUGUGUGCCUGGUCUGCUUCUUGCAUUGUAAAAGACAAUAACAGAUGAAGCACUUCCAUGUUGUUUCUAAGAAGGCUGUCCUAUUUUAAAUUCAGUUUUUGGCUUUCAACAUAAUGAUGUUUUCCUAGGGCUGUUUUUUUUAAAUGGUGUUAACACUAUCUUUUUCCAAAUUUUAGACCAAUCAUGCCAUCCAUUGGGAAAAUAAAUUCUAGGAGGUCAUUUAUAACAUUUAUAAACCCUGGUUUAAUGAUAAUUGUAUGAAAACAGCACGCAAUCUUCAACACCUGCAUGACCAUUUAAAAGUCACAUGAAAGUUGUCUUCGGUUUUCCAAAAAAUAAUAUAAAAGCUAAAACCAAGAACUAAAAACAAGAGUUUGAGUUAAAUGGAAAAGGAUGGCUAAAUUGAGGAUUGUGUGCCAUCGCUAAUUGUAUUGAACUAUCUGCAUCAUACUGAAAAUCAAGGAUUAUUUAAAAAAAGUUUUGGAUGAGCACAAUGUAAUCAUGUUAUACACACAUAUAUAUUACACAGAGCCAAGUAUAUUACUUACGAAAUUAAAUCAGUUACAGAUUACAUGACACAAUUUGUAGUCAUUAAUGUAAUCUCUUAGAUUACACAUUUUUGGUCAUGAAUCUGACUACUUGGAUUACAUUUAUAUUACUUGUUAGUUCCAUUUUAUUGGAUGUUACAUAACAGCCCCGUUCCACACAGAGAUCCUGGAAAAUACACAGGAAAUCGUUAUAUUUUGUUCAUUCAUACUGACAGAGAUUUUCACACACAUCCCGUGAAGAUCCCCUUUCAUAUAUUGCAAUGUAAAAAUAGGGUUGAUCUUGUUGAAAAAUAUUUCCUUGCUGUGUUUUUAGGUGGAUAAAUAGUGCAAUUUGUUAUUAAUACUGCCUUCCUUUAUUAAGUGAUAAAGAGGCCUAAAUAAUC
Triplophysa dalaica is the source of this 2560-nucleotide messenger RNA. RefSeq names its product proteasome 26S subunit, ATPase 6 (gene psmc6). The record is from RefSeq and is a predicted model, not a curated record. Gene Ontology annotation, molecular function: proteasome-activating activity; ATP hydrolysis activity; ATP binding. Gene Ontology annotation, cellular component: cytosolic proteasome complex; proteasome regulatory particle, base subcomplex. Gene Ontology annotation, biological process: positive regulation of RNA polymerase II transcription preinitiation complex assembly. The transcript has 15 exons. Bases 219 to 1388 code for a protein of 389 amino acids. NCBI's taxonomy places the organism in Eukaryota, Metazoa, Chordata, Actinopteri, Cypriniformes, Nemacheilidae.